AUGAGCAUGCCGCCCAGAAAGGGCCUGGACGAGAUCUGUGAGGACGUGUGGACGAGAACGCCGCAAACCAAGACUCAGCGAGGGGGUGAUGACGGUUAUCUGACCUCGCCCGUCGAGGACGGCAGAUACACCCAGGCGGGAAGAAGGGGACCAGGGACGAGCGCCACGAAGAUGCCACCAAGAAAAAUGCACCGAGAACGAGACGACCACCAAGUUGGGUCCCCCUUUGAGCAGAUCAAUGUCCCGGGGCGAGGCGCGACCAUAUGGCUUUUUACCCCAAGGGCCCAAAAAAUCCCAAAUAAGAACCAUGACUCACGGGGGUGUGAUGAGAGUUAUCUGACCUCCCCUGACCCUUCGGGCCCAGCGCCCGACUUGCUAAGGGGCCAGAAGGCCAAUCACGGGUGCCCUGGGCCGCCCAUUUUGCCCGGGGGUAAACACCCCGCGGAAUUUCGGGGGGGUAUGUUCGGGAAGCGCCCAAUCAAGGAAAGUUCUCCGCCCCGCGAGCCCCCAGGAACCCUUUUCCCCCGGGGUGCCCUCGGCGGUGAGUUUCCCCCGGGGGGGUUCCCUCGGCGGGCAGCCCUGGGGGUGUCCCGGGGGCCCAAGCUCCUCCGGGGUGCCCUCGGCGGGCCCGCCCCUCCCGGGGUUUUCCCUCGGAAGGCCCCCCCGGGGGUUUGUCCUCGGCAGGCAGCUCCCCGGCAGGUCCUCGGCAGGCAUCCCCCCGGAAGGCCCUCGGAAGGCAGCCCCCUCCGGUAUGUCCUCGGAGGCAGCCCCCCGGGAAAGCCUGGGCCCGGGCCCCAGCUCCUCCGUUUCCCUGGGCAGGCAGCUCCCCCGGGCAUACCCCGGGAAAAGGCAGCCCUCCGGAUAUCCCCCCGGCAGGCAGCUCCUCCGGCAAGCCCUCGGCAGGCAGCUCCUCGGAAAGUCUUCGGCAGGCGCUCCCCCGGCAAGCCCUGGCGGGGCAGCCCUCCAAAAGUCCUGGGCAGGCAGCUCCCCGGAAAUUCCUGGGAAGGCAGCUCCCCCGGUUUUCCCUCGGGGGCAGCCCCUUUCCGGAAAAAACCCUUUCGGCGGGCAGCUCCUCCGGUUUUGCCCCGGAAGGCAGCUCCCCCGGAAAAGUCCUGGGCAGGCGGGCCCCUCCGGCAUAUCCUCGCAGGCAGCUCCCCCGGGGAAAACCCCCGGGAAGGCACUCCCCCGGGCAUACCCUGGGCGGGGGCAGCUCCCCCGGGCAAGUCCGGGGCAGGCAGUCCCCCGGCGAGCCCUGGGCCAGGCGCCUGGGCAAGUCUUCGGCGGGCAGCUCCCCCGGAAAAGUCCUGGGCAGGCAGCUCCCCCGGGAAAGUCCUCGGCGGCAGCUCCCCGGGCCCAAAAAUCCUGGGCAGGCAGUUCCUCCGGUAUAUCCUGGGGGGGAAGCUCCCCGGGCAUAUUCGGCAGGCAGCCCUCCGGCAUAUCCUCGGAGGCAGCCUCCUCCACAACCCUGGGCAGGCGCUCCUCCGGCUGCCCUCGGGCAGGCAGCUCCCCCGGUUUGUCCCCGGCAAAAAAUCCCCCCGGGGCCAUAUCCUCGGCGGGCAGUCCUCCGGCAGCCCCUUUACCAAGCGGCAGGGCAACGGCGGUUUAACUCCUGGGGACUUCGUGCAGUCGUUUGGCGUGGUGUUAAAUGUGGGCUAA
This is a messenger RNA of Penaeus monodon (black tiger shrimp), 1656 nucleotides long. Its product is annotated as translation initiation factor IF-2-like. Bases 1 to 1656 code for a protein of 551 amino acids. The record is from RefSeq and is a predicted model, not a curated record. NCBI's taxonomy places the organism in Eukaryota, Metazoa, Arthropoda, Malacostraca, Decapoda, Penaeidae. The transcript has 6 exons.